Molecule: messenger RNA, 5305 nt
Organism: Podarcis muralis (Common wall lizard)
Lineage: Eukaryota; Metazoa; Chordata; Lepidosauria; Squamata; Lacertidae
Gene: SLC35D1
Product: solute carrier family 35 member D1
Source: RefSeq, a predicted model, not a curated record
AGAGCCCCGCUGCGCCCCUGGCGCGUCACGGCUUUGCGUGCUCCUCCUCCUGCUGCGCCCUCCCUGCCCGCCGUCGGGCAGCCCCCCUUGGGCCCAGCCUCUCCUGCCUCGCGGCCGCCCGCUCCGCCCCGUCUGACGUUCAGCUUGCAACCAUGUCGGCGGCCGCGCGCAGACGUCAGGCUUCUGGCGUGAAGGGAGAAGCCCCCACCGCAGAAGCAGCAGCAGCAGCAGCAGCAGCUCGCGGAGAUGAGGAGCCGGGCAUGGCGGCGGCGCCCAGCCUCACCGUCUGCCUCAAGCUGCUGGCGGCUGCCUUCUACGGCUUCAGCUCCUUCCUCAUCGUCGUGGUCAACAAGAGCGUCCUCACCAGCUACGGAUUUCCUUCUUCGCUGUGUGUGGGACUAGGCCAGAUGUUGGCUACGGUGGUUGUCCUCUGGGUGGGAAAGGCACUCAGGGUGGUGAAGUUUCCAGACUUCGACAGAAAUAUACCUCGAAAGACUUUUCCACUACCUCUCCUGUAUUUCGGGAACCAAAUCACAGGACUGUUCAGCACAAAGAAAUUGAACCUGCCAAUGUUUACAGUCCUGAGACGGUUUUCCAUUCUGUUUACAAUGUUUGCAGAAGGCAUUCUACUCAAGAAGAAAUUUUCUUGGAGAAUUCAGAUGACAGUAUUUGCAAUGAUAAUUGGUGCAUUUGUAGCUGCAAGUUCUGAUCUGGCAUUUGAUCUGGAAGGCUAUGUGUUUAUCUUGAUUAAUGAUGUCUUGACAGCUGCCAACGGUGCAUAUGUAAAACAGAAACUAGAUUCCAAGGAGCUGGGAAAAUACGGCCUUCUAUAUUACAAUGCACUGUUUAUGAUUCUCCCCACCUUGGCCAUUGCUUAUUUUACAGGAGAUGCGCAAAAGGCAAUGGAAUACAAAGGCUGGUCAGACAAACUUUUCCUUAUACAGUUUACACUGUCAUGUGUAAUGGGGUUUAUUUUGAUGUAUUCCACAGUACUUUGUACUCAGUAUAAUUCUGCCCUUACAACUACAAUAGUUGGUUGUAUUAAGAAUAUUUUAAUAACCUACAUAGGAAUGUUCUUCGGAGGGGAUUAUAUUUUCACAUGGACAAACUUUGUAGGGCUAAAUAUCAGUAUUGCUGGAAGCCUGGUGUAUUCUUACAUCACCUUUACAGAAGAGCAACUGAACAAGCAGUCUGAAGUUAGCAUCAAGAUGGACAUUAAAGGGAAAAGCUCCGUAUGACAAAAGGGUCACUUACCAACAGUAACUCUUGAUUUUCAGCCGUGAUUGCUGACAAAUCGCUACAAUGUGCAGUAUCUCUGAACAGAAAUUGUAUGUGCAAAUGGAGAGUACCCAAUAUGAAGAUUGCUCGCUGCCUUUUAGAAUGAGAUAUUUAACUGAUAGCACAAAAUGUACAGCUGGUUAUUAACACUAGGCUGAAAGGAAUAAGGCUUAAACAGUCACAGCCUAUCUUGCACCAUUGUGAAGACAAAUACUUCUAAUGCUCUAGUCUAUAGCUUUUAUAAUCUUGAGUGGAGCAAGAAAAUGUGUCCUAAAUAUUUCAAAAUGAACUGAGGCCAUUGUGCUAAAAGGCCCAGUGUUGACUCAAUUCACUCAGCAUAAGACAGCAAUCAAUUUCUCAUCGAAAUGAAGCAGACUGUAGUAACUAAGGAUGCAAUUCAGAUCACUUAAAUCCCAAUGGAAACAACUUUUCGGCCCACAGUAAAGUAUUAUUAACUUCAGCAGUAUUUAUACCUAUGAGGCUUGUAAAGCACAGUAGUUAGGUGGGAUUUCUUAUUCAAGAAUCGGCAAGAACAAAUGGAUUCUUUUGCAAGGAAUUCUUUUCAUAACAUUGUAAUGCCCCCAGUAUGAAUCCCCCUUUAAGCUCAGACUCAUCUGCAAAAAUGAAUCUAACUCUAAGCAAGUUAUAACUUAAAACAUUGUAACUAGGUAGCCAAAACUGUUGGGACUAAGUAGCUAAAGGCAAUUCAGAUGUAAAAGAAUACUGAACCAGUGCCAUACAAAUUCAGUUAUUUGUAAUAAUUAUAUUUAAUAAAGUUAUUUGUAAUAUUUGCAUUUUUACCCACCUGGGUACUUCUGCCCUGUGUAUCCAAGACUAACCAACUGACAAUAAAAAAGUAUAAUAGUACUGAUGCAGGUUGGAGAGGCCGAAACUCCCAGGUUCUAUUAGAAACAGUAUUUAACAACAUUUUUCUUAAGAAAAAUGGUUAAGUUCCAAAAAUAAUUUGAAAAUACAUUUUUUUAGAAAUUUAGAUGGGAGAAAUUGAGGAACACAAGGUCUAUAAAUAUAUUCAAUAUAUUCUGUCAGUUAAAAACAGGAGAACUACAGCUAAUCUCUCAGUGCCAGAGAUUUUAAAUGCCUUUAACUAAAAUGCAAAAUAGAAUUGGCUUUGCUAAUUAGGGAAGCAUCAGAUUAUAUAGGUAGAGAGAUCACCAAGAAUUUUCAUCAGGUGUGGAAGAGAAAUUUCAAGAUCUGUAGCCAACGGAAGCACUUCAACAUAAAUAGGAACUUUGCUGCCUGCCCACACAUGCUAAUGACACUAAAGCCAGAUGAGGCAACAGCCAGCCUCUUCUCAUGAGCCAGGUGAACGGGUUCUAAUCUAGACUCCAUGGUGACAAUUUUCAAGACGGUAGCUCAUUCAGAGGCUGUUUUCCUUAACUUUGGUUAAAGGGCAGGCCAACAAGACAACUUGCAUAAAACGAGUUCUGGGGAGAAGAUACAGAAAAUUCCACUAUAGUUUCUCUCUCUGCAUCAAGGAAAAAUGUCUUAAUAGAAAAAGCAACCUAAACCACCAAAAACUUCUGAAUCCAAGCUGCAAACCUAGCUUGGAAACUAAACGAUCUAGACCCGACUUUGGACCAGCAAAAACUAGCACAUUCCAUAUACUUAACUUUGCAUACCACUUCAUACAUUCAGGACUUGGUGUAUCAUGUUCCUUCAAGUGCCAUUUAGUAAAGCACAAUAUUUAAGGAACCUUGGCUACAGUUCUUAAGCCCCACGUCCUAUGUACCUUUUUCAAAUGGAGGUUGGUGAUGCAACUAAGACUAAUACUGGGAUUUACCUUUGCAGUCCCAAAAGAAGCAAUUUAUCAGAUUGGUUUCUUUGGGUGUAGGUCAUCACCUAGUUGAUGACAUUUACCAAUCAUUUUUACAGUGUUUAAAUUUCAGUACAUGUUUAUUUUCAGAGUAAAAGUCUCUAUUCAAUCCAGAUUCUGCACUUUAAAAAAGCUGAAUAAUGUGACAUAAAUUAUAGUUAAUUGUGUACUGUGAUUACACGGAUUGUUCAUCCUCCCUAGCACAGUAACCAGUGAUCCCUGGUUAGUGUUAAGCUCACACCAGCAAUCCUGGUAAGCCAAGUCCAACACUCAAUGCUCUGCUUGAUGUAAUGCAAAGCCAGGGUUCAUGAUUUGUUACUCCUUCCAAUGUUAGGGGAAGAGCGUUAACCAUUCAGACUAAAACAUAUUGAUGUGUAAACACAAUCUACAUAUAUGCACACACACAGAAUUGUAGAGUUGGAAGGGACCACAAGGAUCAUCUAGUCCAACCCCCCGCAAUGCAGGAAUCUUUUUGUCCAUCAUGGGGCUUGAAGCCAUGACCCUCAGUCAAAUUAUUGUUGCAAAGUUAUAUAUUGUCUCUGGAAUCUGCAUCUGUUACCCUUUUCUCUGCUUCUAUGGCACUGGUAUGCAUUCUGCCCUGUUCAUAACCUUGCAUGUUGCAGAACAUUGGGGGAAAAACCUUUAUAAACCUUAAUACGUUUCUCGGUGUGUGAUGCCCUUUCCCACCCAUUUCAAAAAAUCCACCUUUCAAUGCUUUGAACAUGAACACGCCUUAUCCAAAAGGAAAAAUGCACAUGCUGCUGGCUACUGAGAAGAGACUUAAAAAGGAGGUAAAUUUUAACAGCAAGGCAGUUGCACACCAAUAGCCCAAUAGCAUUUGGUCUAUUUUUGUUUCAGAAGAUUGUUAUGAAAGCCACUGUAAGGGGGGUGGGGAUUGUUAUUCCAUAAAGUCUACCUUCCUGUAUUAUUCCAAUCUUAAAGGUGAAGCAGCAGCAGUAUAAAAAAUGUAAUCCAUAAAUCUAGCAUCUUCCCCUUUCUUGUGGCACAUCUUUCCCCUCAAAUCCCUAAAGUUUGAGGUUUCUCGAUCACAGCUAUAUAUUAUGGGCUGAAAACAGGAGAGAAUAGAUACAUAAAUACUAAAGAGCCACCUUGAUCUGAAGUUGCAUGUUACAGUUUAAUUGUUACCCUGUUCUCAUUCAUUAACCUCAACAUAUUGUGUGUGCAUGCAUAUAUUGGACACAGUAUAAGCCCCAGUUGCACACUUCAUACAUACUUGCUUUUUAGAGAGUUGGGCUUCUACAUCUGCAAUCACUGGUCGCAAACCAAUGGAAAGAACACACCAGAUGUUGCACUAAUGUCAUUCAUUUCAGUAGAGUCCUGUAGCUUCUUUUUGGGCCUCAUUGAAACGAAUGGUGUAUAUCGUCUUUUUUGUUGGAUCUGUACUUUAUCAUGGUCGCGGUGACCUGUAGCCACUUUAUAAUACUUCAGUUCCCCUACCAACUUCAAAUCUAAACAACUGAGAAUUCGGCCUAAGUAUUCAUUUUUUAGGAAAGACUAUACUGGCUUCUUAUGCAGAAUACAAGACAUUCCAUUCACUUCAAACAAACACCACAUAAAUUUUACAACUCUAGCAAUUAUGUAUGGUAUUACUCACCACAUCAUUGCCUGUCUUACUUUCUUCCCUUGCACAAGAGUCCUGCCUAAAAGUACCAAACGCUGCAAAACACAAGUUCAUAGAGAAUAAUAUAUGUAAAUAUUUGUGCAAAUAAGAGUAUUUGCAUGGCCUGACUACAGAAAAUGUCAUCUAUGUAUAAUGAAUUCCUGAUACAAUCAAAUUCUUGUAUUUCUCUCUCUAAUCUGCUGUACUGAGGCAGUUGCUCUCAGGGUAUUUGUUACAGAGAUUUUUUUUUAAAAAUCAUGUAAAAUUGUUCUGAAUGCAUUUGCAUUUUGUAAAAACUUUGCAGUGCCAAGUUCUAUAAGAUACUACAUACACUGGGAAGAUAAAACAAAAAUUCUUACUAGUUUAUUUUGUAUGCUGUUAAUUUUCCUCUUAACUAUUUUCAUAUAUAGAAUUUAUUUACAAGAUUGAGAAUUCUAGCAUUAAGGGUCAACUUUUUUUUUUUAAUGUAUAUUCUGUAGGCUUUAUAUACUGUAAGUAAGAGGAAACCAGAAGGAAUUUUAUGUCCAUAUGUAUUUUUGUACUGGCUUAGAAAUAAAUUUUGAGACAAUUUU